Messenger RNA from Sordaria macrospora k-hell, 1638 nucleotides. RefSeq lists its product as uncharacterized. Lineage: Eukaryota; Fungi; Ascomycota; Sordariomycetes; Sordariales; Sordariaceae. The record is from RefSeq and is a predicted model, not a curated record.
AUGGGUUCCACAUCCAUAAACCUCCCCACCAUCCGUCUCGACACCACCCUAACCGACCUCUAUAAGCUCGCUGACCCUUCCACCGCGCACCUCCGCCUCGGCCUCGUCCUCUGCGGCGUCAACUCCGCCAUCGCCCUGACCCCUUCCUUCCCUCGCAACAAGAAAUAUCUCUACCAGGAUAGUCCCUUCAACAACAUCCCCCCCUCGGAACUCAAAGCCGUUGCUGACGCCACCUCCAACCCGCACAAUGGGACGUCGGACCUCCAACGCUCCAUAGCCCUCAAAUACCUCUCCCUCAUCCCGCAGCGUGACGCCUUCAUCGCUGGCGGCCCCCAAACGCCCACCAUCUUCUUCAACGUCCAGCCGGGCUCCGCCGAGCAAGAAGCUCAUGAUGCCCGCGAGGCUGAACAGACGCUCGCUGUGCUCAGCCCUGAGCAGAGGCCUAAACUAGUCUUUUGCUCUGGACCGGCCGAUAUCUCGGUCCGAGAGCUGGGGAUCGAGAGGUUGGCGGUGAAAAUCAUGCUUGAUGAUCUCGAGAAGGAAGGGUAUCCGCUGGUGGUGGACCAGGAGACGCAGUGGUUUCUGAACAGCAAGGCUGGGCUUGCGGAGUCGGGACUGCCGACGUCGAGAGCGGAGGUGGUUGAUGUUGAUGGACAUGUGCCUGUUCCUGCUUUAGAAUGCUGUGAGGUGUGUAAGGAGGGGGAUCAGGGGAAGGGCGGGAUGAAGUUUAUCCCUGCUGGAUGUACCGGGACAAGGGGCCGGUGGGUGGAAAAGCAAAUGCGAGAAAUCGUGGAGAAUGUAGAAGCCAGAAAGACGCCGUUCGUGUUCAAGACCCAACAAACGUUUGGCGGGGCGGGGACGUGGGUGGUUAAUGAUGAAGCGAAGAAGAGAGAGCUGGUGGAGGAGUUGACGGAUGAUGAGACGGGAGUGCUGAGGAAGCUGCUGUCGCAGGUGACGGUCAAGAACGAGCAGAUGAAGCCUGGGAGCGUGGUGCUGAGCGAGAUGGUGCGUGACCCCGUGGGGGAUUACGGGGUGACGUUCUUGGUGGGCAAGGGAGGGGAGGCGCACUUUUUGGCAGCGUCGGAGCAGAUGAUUAACGAGGAUAACGCGUGGAUUGGAAGCACGAUUAACUAUGCGCGCCAGGAAAAACUGAAGGAGAAGUUUCAGGGCAUCAUGAGGCAGACGGCUGAGUGGGUGGGCAAGCGUGGAUACAUUGGGCCGGUGGGCAUUGAUAUUUUGGAGACGAAGAAAAUUCCGGAGGAUGAACAACUACAGAAGAACGGGGUCUCGUCAGCGGAUGGCGAGAGGACGGCGCAUUACACUGUGGACUUGAACGUGAGGACGUCGGGCUCGCUGGCGCUCCCGUUGCUAAAGGGCCACUUUACGAGCAGGGGCCUGACUUGUGCGAGCAGCUUUUCCACCACGGUGAAGGGAUCGAGGAAGGAGUUCAUGGAGACAUGGAGGGAGGCAUUUGAAAGCGGGCGGAUGCUAAUCAUGGCAUGGUACGAGGAUAAGACGAGCAAUGGGGGAGAGGAGGUGGAAAGCAUUGGUGAUGUCGUGGUGGGUGGGAAGGAUGAGAAGGAUUUGCAGCAUUUGAUGAAGAGGGUGAGGGAGAGCACUGAGGAGGUUACGUUCUAA